AAGAACGCAAAUUUUGUCAAAUGCGCUGACUGUCCCGCACUUAUGGCUGCAGAAGAGUCGUAAAAUUGGAAAAUGCAGCAGAACAAAGUCACGUCCGACGAUAGCUGGAAUAUAUCAGCCAGUGAAGACGAAGAAGAAGCUUUCACAUCUGCAAGAAAUAGUACUAAAGUUGAUCAAGAACUGAAAAGAAAAAAGAAAAAGUUAUACAAUCUUGAGGGCCAGCAGCCUAUUUCAAAGCAUAUUGCACUCUUGUACAAAGACAUAGAAAAAAAUGGGUGGAUAGAGUUGACUUGUAAAUGUCCACGAAGAGGUCAAACUAAGAAGGAAUCUCAACCACAAACUUCACAGUCAUCAACCAACUCUGUUGUAACAAAAUUAGAUAGCUAUCACUUACCAAUUGGACAGUCACCAUCAAAAUCUAAAAGUAGGCCUGAGUAUCAAGCAUUUGAUUACAAAGAAGAUGAAGAACGACCAUAUGUAGCAAAAAGCUCCUCUGCUAAAAAGACACCUGUUUCUGGGAAGAGACCCAAAAAGAUAGCUUCAAUGACAAAUGUAGUCAAUGAGCUAAAGAGACAUAAAUUGCUUGAUGACAUGGAAAAUGCAACAUUAGAGAAAGAACAGAAGAAACUUAAGACAGAAGAGAAAGAUUCAAGAGUUACUGUAGAUUUUGAUUCUCAAGACAGCAUACCAGAUAUAAAAGAAGGGGUGGCUUCACAAAUUAACAGAGUUGAAACAAUGCUAGAUGCUAAAGAAAACAAAAAGGUGAAGGGAAAAGAAAAAUAGAAAUGCGAACAAAGUUCUGAACAUCGAAAUGUAAAUAAAUUUCUUCUUGAAUAUAACUUGGUAACUAGUUUUUAUCUGUAUAAUCCCUCGAUAAAUUUAAAUAUUCAGUCGUCAUUAAAACUAUCGUGUAUGAUUCGUUUAGUGUGUAAGAGUAGCUUUUGGCAUUUAAAAUUAUUUGUUACUGGUAUUCGACAAGUAUUCGCA
Molecule: messenger RNA, 987 nt
Organism: Rhopilema esculentum
Lineage: Eukaryota; Metazoa; Cnidaria; Scyphozoa; Rhizostomeae; Rhizostomatidae
Source: RefSeq, a predicted model, not a curated record